AAAGUCCUGCCCACCUGCACAGGUGAGCUCUGACGUCACAGCGGACCAGGAAGGGACGGGAGGAGGAACCUUCUGCUCAGACUUUCGCUUCACGCUAUUUGUAUGUUCCGGAGAGCUGACCUACUUUUGUGAAGCGAAUCACUGGAAAGCAAUCCUCGUUCGUCAAAAAUGUGUACUUUUGAUAAGGACAAGGGGGCGAGGAGGCUGAUGAAGAAGGGGCUGACCCUCAUCCUGGUCGGCCACAUCAACUUCAUCCUGGGGGCCAUCGUCCAUGGCAACGUACUGCGGCACAUCUCCCAGCCGAGCGAGCACAUCACCACGGAGUACACCAUGGCCAACAUCAUCUCCGUCACCUCCGGGCUGCUGAGCAUUUUAACCGGUGUGAUCGCCAUCCUGGUGUCAAGAAACCUCCCAAUGUUGAAACUGCAAGUGGGGCUCCUGGUUUGCUCGUUCUUCAACGCUCUGAUGUCAGCCGCCUGCAGCGUGGGCCUCCUGGUGGCCGUCGGCCUCACCAUCGCCCACAACGGCCAGCUGCUGAUGAGGGGGUGCAACGAGACGGAGGUCCCCGCCAACGCCCGCUCGGCCGUCGGCUCGCAGUGCCCCUUCGACAACACCAAGAUCUACGACACCGCCCUGGCGCUGUGGAUCAGCUCGGUGCUGCUGGCCAUGGUGGAGGUGGGGCUGUCGGUCUGGUGCUUCAGCGUGGGGCUGACUCUCAGAGGGCUGGCUCCCUGCGGCAACCACUACAUCAAGGAACAGUUGGAGGAGGGCGCUCUGUCCAAUAGGAACAGAGCAGGGGCGGGAUUUCCCACCCAGGGCCAGAUCCUGAUUGAACGGCAGAACACUGACGUCUGAUUGGACCAGCACCGUGUCAAACACAGCCAGUACUAGAGUUCUGUUUUCAAAAUGCCAAUAUUAUUGGUGCUAUUUUUCUAUUCUAAAGAGGUUUUCUGGGAAGGAUUAAUUUAGAUUCUGGUUUGGUAAUCAGAUUAGGCUGCUGAUAUAGGAUGACAUGUCAUCAAGGAAAGUAAAUUAUCUAAAAUAUCACUCGAAGGGAAUACAUUUCAGUGCAAAAUAUAUUUUAUGCAGGUAUUACUAAUAUGAAGUUCAAGUGAUGGUAUUUUAGUUUGAGGUUUGCUUGUUUUUUUAUAAGACGGAAGUAAUUGCCAAAGAUUUGUUUUUGUAUUUAAAUGAUUUGAUUAUGCUUAUCUUACAUUUUAGUUAAAUGCUUUUUCUAAGCCUUUCUGCUAUGCAUAUCAUGGCCUGGAAGUCAUGUGGCUUUUGUAAGAAAGACACAAAUCAACAAAUAUAGGCUAUUCAUAUUUAUUAAAUUAAAAGCAAGGCACUUAAAAACAAAAGAUGCAAGCUGUCGAAUCAUGGCUUGCACAUCCGCUGUUAAUCCAUCUGAUUGUUUAAGAAAGAUUUCAUUGUUAUAUAAAAAAUUUAUAUUAAACAUUUGCGUAGUAGCAAUAACAUAAAUUAAGUCUUAUUUUACGCUUUUAGAAGGAUAACCUGAGGGAUAAUUUUUAAUUCUGCUUAUUAGAGAAAAUAGAAAAGCCUGCUUUGCAUAUUAAUUGGCCAGCACAUGUGUGCAUAGUUUGCAUGCAUUUAUGCAUGUGCAUGUGUGAGAGAAAAGACUCCUCCAAGGAUGCAUGCGGGUGUGUCUAUACAUUCAUGCCUGUUUUAUUUGUAGCACGUUUACACGCCCUUGCAUAUUCUUUUUAUUUGCAUGCUUGCCCAGUGACACAAACCAGUUCAGUGAAAGAGCAUUUCAGUAGUAGAAGAACCAUAACGUUCCUCUGCAUUU
Molecule: messenger RNA, 1807 nt
Organism: Gadus macrocephalus (Pacific cod)
Lineage: Eukaryota; Metazoa; Chordata; Actinopteri; Gadiformes; Gadidae
Product: keratinocyte-associated protein 3
Exons: 6
Coding region: 169-855 (228 amino acids)
Source: RefSeq, a predicted model, not a curated record